AGCGCGACCAGUUAGAUGCCUACAGUCGGCCCUAAGACGCUGAGUGCGCUGCAGCGUGUUUUAGUCGUUCGCUUAUCCCUCUUGCUUUUUACCCACCGCACACUCGAAGAUUUCCAGUGCGGCGCCCGCGUUUACAGGAAUUUUUAUAUCCUCCUCCGAUAGACUCGCGGGGCAGGAACCGGUAUACACCCAUAACGAUCUUUUCCUCGCGGCGCAAGUGCUACCAGCGAUGGUAUCCCAUUAGUGCAUCGGCGAAAUGCAGUGCUCCGAGAGGAGGAAUGGCUGAUGCUCGACGGUGCGAUUGGUGAACAGCGGAUACAAGAGAGAGAGAGAGAGAGAGAGAGAGAGAGAGAAGGAAAGCAGCUGCGAUCGGUGACACCGGCAUCAAGAUGACGAGAACGACGACUCUCCUCCUCCUGGCUCUACUCGCCAGCACGACCUCCGCGAUCUCGCCCUGUCCGUGGUCCAGCCAGGCUGAGCUGGAAAGUCCCUGCACCUGCGACUACAACCUGGCCCGAGAAUUGAGCGUCCAGUGCGAUGGGGCGGACUUUGGUCAGCUUCUCGCCGGGCUUCGGCGAUUCGCCUCCGGGCAAUCCAGGGUCGACCUGCUCUACGUCAACAACAGCACGAUCGGACUCCUGCGCAACAACUCGUUUGCUGGAUUUCGGGUGGUGAACCUCCAGCUCAGCGGAUGCAAGAUCAAGGGACUGGAGCCCGGAGCUCUGUCCGGUCAGGAGAACAGUCUCAAGAGUCUGAACCUGAGGGACAACGAGCUGCAGGAUAUACCCAGGGAGGCGAUGUCGCACCUGAAGAACCUAACGGUGCUGGACCUGUCCAGGAACAAGAUCGUCAGGGUACCGGAACACGUGUUCGCCGGGCACAAGCUGGUCACGCUGAAGCUCGCUGGUAACAGCGAGUUGGUACUGGAACCUGCUAGCUUCAGGGGCUUGGAGGGUAGCCUGAAGAACCUAAACCUGAUGGGCACGAGGCAACAGAGACUACCGGAAGCUCUGAGAGGUCUAGGUGCUCUGGCCUUUCUGGACCUGUCCCAGAACAGCAUCAGAGGACUGGGAGGUUCUUCGGGUUUCCAAGGACUGAACGCGCUGACAGGCCUGAACCUCGAGAGGAACCUGAUCCAGGCGAUCGGACCUGACGCCUUCGCCGGUGUCAGCACAACUCUGAGCUCCCUGAGUCUGCUGAACAACCUGAUCCCCGAGUUUCCCACCAGCGCCAUCGCCAGUCUGCGCGGACUCAAGGUACUGGACAUCGGCUUCAACCUGAUGACCGAGCUACCGGUCCGCGCCUUCGAGGGCAACCCUUCCAUCACCCUCCUGGCCAUCGACGGCAACCCACUGUCGACCGUUCCCGAAGAGGCUUUCCGAGGUCUCAACGGCACGCUCAGAGGUCUCAGCUUGGGCGGCCGAUUCCUCGUCUGCGACUGCAAGCUUCGCUGGAUCGUCGAGUGGAUCCGCAGCCGCGACCUCCAGGUCACCAGUCGCGAGAGCAAGCCGCAGUUCUGCGGCAGCCCGCAACGUCUGCAGGACAGGAAUUUCUACUCCAUCAAGCCCGAGGAGAUGACCUGCGAGCGACAGGCACCCGAGAUCAUAGGCGUCGGCACGGUUGAGAGCGUGGAACCGACGGGUGCCAUCCUGGACGCUCUGGAGCACCCUCAGCAACCGCUGAUACCCCAUCAUCCGAGUCCGACCACCGUCAAGCCCAACGUCCUCGGUUCCACCUCCAGGCCGACCACGCACUACGAGACGAGCACGAGCUCGAGCAUCAGCAGCAGCGUAGCCACCCACACGCCCACGACUCUGGCUCAGCCGAGCAGCACCAGGAGGCCGGUCAACAACGUCUACGUCACGCGCACGAGUAUCGCCCCGAGACCACCGCUGGUUCUCGGCUCGCCCUACAAGAGCAAGUCGUCCGACAGGGACAUCGUGCUGAAGGAGGUGCUGAGACAGGACAGCAGCGUGAUCAUCAGGUGGGACAGCGGACCCGCUGCCCUGGGAUUCAGGAUCAUCUACAGGGUGUUCGGCGACUCGAACUUCAAGAGCGCGCCCCCGCUCGAUCUCAAAGACAGGGAGUUCACGAUCAAGAACGUGCCGUCGCAGGAGUGCAUCGUGGUGUGCGUGAUGGGCGCGGAGGAGCCGAACCCGAGUCCCACGAACGUGCCGCACGCCCAGUGCCGGGAAGUGCGCACCGAGAGCUCGCCCACCUCCAACAUGGACCGGAUCACCAUAGCGGCCAGCGCGGCGAUAUGCGCGACCAUCCUGGCCGCGGCUCUGGUCUUCCUGGUGGCGAACAGGCGCAGGCGCAGGACUAGCUCGAGGAAGCUGCACACGCUGCAGGAGCCGGGCAAACUGCCGAUCGCCGGACUACCGGUCAACUGCUGCUCGAGCCUGGUGGGACCGACGCCGAGCCCCGGAGGCAUGGGAGCUCCGCUUCCCGGCACGCAGGCCUCCCUGAGCGCCUACAGCGUUCAGAAGGAGUGGGACCAGCUGUCGGCCUACAGCACCAGGAGUAUACCUCGGCCGAGGAUCUUCCCCGUGGAGAGGCAGGGAUCGGUGACGAGGAACUCUUGCCUCGAGGAGAACGUGCCGAAUCACGGACCGGCUUCGCUCAACGGACCGGGUCAUCCCAGAGGGCACUACUUUCCCGGGGCUUCGAUCGGGUCCAGCCUCGUUGGUCUCGGUGGUCGUGCAGAACUCCGGCACUCGAGACAAUCGCUGGCAGCGGCCUCGGAGCGCAUGGCCCGCGGUGGCUUCCCCUCGGCUGUUCAGCUAGCCCCCCAGGCCCAGAGCAGCGCCCGACGACAGCGGCCGCGUUCGCGCAACCGCGGCAUGGACCCCAGUCUGCCGCGACCCGGUAGCCGCUACAGCCUGGCCGAGUCGACGCACACCCUCAACAACUACGAGGAGAGCAACUGGACCGACCACGACAUGGACAUCUACAUGGCGCGCAAUCCCACGACGAGGGGCGGACUCGUGCCCCUCUGAUCCGAACGCUACGAUCAUCGAGCUUACUUUUGAGAAUCGACGACGACGACACCCGUAUCGAGCGGUGUCGCAACUAAGCGGGUUUCGCGCGAGCUGAGGUACGAGAUCUCGUGUCCUGUACAUAGAGUUUUUUACAAUGCGUCUGUGUAUUUCCUGAUUACGAAAGACGUUUUGGAAUGUACCUCGUGCGAGAGACAUUCUACCGCGAAACUCUACGAAUCUCGUUUCAAUCCUUCCGUGCUGACAGCAAAGAAUCAUAAUCCAAGCAAGUGCAAUAAAGCCUCUCAGUGUUUAAGUCAAAGGAAUUCGGUUGUAGAGAAAUAUCAAUAUAGCUCUAGUAUACAUAUCGUGUAGUAAUCUCUAAACUAAGUUUAUAUGUAGCUAGCGUUGUAAGUUCAAUCAAGGAAGCACGACUGAUCUAUUUUGUAAAACCGCGAACGGUACGCCGCCGCUCCACCGUCGCGACCUACAUUGCACUCGUUCAAAUAAGCGUAUACAAACUUAUAUGUACAUCAAACUUCGUCGUGUUCUUAUACGUGCUUUCCUUUUGUUAUACAUUCAACCUUUUGUACCGCCCUUUUUUUGUACACUCUCGAACGAAGCCGCUCGCGCGAGCAACUUCUUUUAUACUAUCUCUUGGUCCGACGUGUGAUAGAUAGGGAAAUCAAUAUGUAAAUCUGGUGCAUAUACGUAGCUGGGGAGACACAUCCGUGACGACCGGCCAAAGACUGUGCAGUGUGUACGAGAUUAUAAUUAUGCCAGCAAAGCUUCGCCUUGGUUUACGACGAAUACGUUAUGACUAUGCAUAUAUUAUAUAUUUAUAAUCGCGUUUUGAGAAACUCUGUAAGAUGAGUAAUUCUAUAGAUAAGCAAUAACACGCUCUCAAUCAUCAUAGUAUUCAUACAUCAGUUAUCUAUCUGUGUAUAUAUAAUAACGAAUAGACGAUACGCGCACUCGCCGUUAAUACAAUCGACGUGUACGGGCGAGAUAUUUUGUAUACUGUCUUCAAAGAAAGUCGACUCCUUUUUUUUUAUUCACGCAUGAACUGGAAAUAUGUUAGAAAUAUAAAUAUACGUGAAAAUGAAGAAAAAACACA
This is a messenger RNA of Nasonia vitripennis (jewel wasp), 4095 nucleotides long. RefSeq names its product leucine-rich repeat and fibronectin type III domain-containing protein 1 (gene haf). Gene Ontology annotation, molecular function: protein binding. The transcript is spliced from 6 exons. Bases 390 to 2999 code for a protein of 869 amino acids. The record is from RefSeq and is a predicted model, not a curated record. Lineage: Eukaryota; Metazoa; Arthropoda; Insecta; Hymenoptera; Pteromalidae. Gene Ontology annotation, cellular component: extracellular matrix.